CGUGCUUAUAAGUCAUUUGACUGUCACAUUCAAACUGCCAUCGACUUCAACGGUUUAUUGUUUUAUAGUUUAAUAUUAAUGAUGACUACUUUUGAUAUUUGUAUCAGUUUUACAUUGAUUUCAAGCGAGAACCAGAGAAAAGCAAAACAAAAAAAUGUCAAGAAUGUAAACGAUUCUCUAAAAUACUAAAACGUUAAAAAAACGCAAAAACAAAAACAUACAAAAUCAAACGAUUUUACUUUUAAACAACAAAACGAAUUUUAUAUCUAUUAUUAUUUUAUUUUAGUAAUUCUAUACAUCGUCAUAAACCUUUCUUCACAUGUACGCAUACUUUUUAAUACAUACAUAAUAUACAUAUUUUAUAUAUAAAUAUUAUUGCACGCCCCAAAAAGAUCGUCCAUGUAUUUUCUAUUAUAAACAAUCGACUUCAAUAUAUGAAAACGACACAAAACAUGAUUCAUCCUAUUCACGGAAAUACACAAUUUGAAACGAAUUCGACUUCAGAAUCUCUGAAUAAUCAACAUCGACUGUACAUUGAUGACAUUAAUACUCAAACAUCGAUGCGAAAGUUUCGGAGGAAACAACGUUCUCUGUCUGUUCAAAUGAACAAGACAGAGAAAGCAAUUGACGAUAAAUAUGUUCCCGGAACCAAGCUAACUUACAAGGCAAGUGGAAGUAGCUCUCGUAAUAAAAAUGGGAACAUUAAGCGUCCAAUGAAUGCUUUUAUGGUAUUUGGACGUACCUACAGAUCGACUUUAAUGAAAAUGUUUCCAACAGCAUCCAAUUCCCAAAUCAGCAUUUACUUGGGGGAGAUUUGGCAUAAAAUGUCUCCAGCUCAACAGAAACCAUAUUUUGAUGAAUCCAAUCGAAUUAAAUAUAAACACCGCAAAGACUAUCCAGGAUGGGUGUAUCGACCGAAUAUUCGCCAACGUUUUGAAGGUACAUUUAAUGAUAUCCAAGUUGACAACAAACUGACAGAGUCAAUCCUACCCAAAAUAAUCUGUGACCAAAAGCAACAAAUCCCUCAGAUGGCAGUAAUACCCAUUAUUUAUCCCCUUUCCAACAACACAAUGACCCUAACAAUGCCAGCUGAAGGAUCAAUUAACUCUAAUCCUGAACCCAACAACUUAGAAAAUCCGAUGCUCAAUACUGAGUUUGUUUCUGCUAAUAGUGUCCAAAUGUGCCAAGAUCAAAUGUAUUCAGAUGUUUGUUCAUGGGAAUCCAGUUGGUCAAACCAAGAUAUUUCUGGAAGCAGUUAUAUUUCUCCUUGGACAAACCUAAGAAGUGUAGUGUCAUAUUCCACAGCUGAGACAUCUCAAGGUCUUCAGUAUAGCACUAAAUAUAUGCUAAGUUCUGCUGCUACUCUCAAUGCAAACUGCUACAGUCCUGCAUUAUUAAAUGACCAAAUUCAGUCUAGUCCUCCUGAAUAUUGGCCACUCGAGGAACAGUAUAAAGCUCAGCAAACUUCUCCAAUGGAUUCAUUUCAAGACCUUUCCAGUUUAUCAACAACUCUAAAAACUGACGAAAGCAGUGAAUCAAAUGAAAAUUUAUCUUUUCUUGAAUAUAUGCAUGGUCAGGAAUACCUCUUCAAUUCAACAAUGCCCGUUUCUGAGGAACCAUUUAUCUCUCCUGAUAAGCUGUCUCCUAUUUUACAUAAGUGUUCUGACCAAAGUAUAUUGGAAAUUCCUGAAAGCUAUUCAAAUUCAAAAGGUGAGAAUUUUUUUUCUGUUAAAGAUCUAGAUGUCUUGGAUGGAUUAAAAGAAAAGUUAGACGACUGUCUUUCAGUUGACAACAUACCACAGCUUGACAUUGGCAGAUGGAUGGCAUACUUGAACCAACCAGAGCAAUUUGAUGAACAGACACUGGAGUUGUUUUUUAGUAACUCAUCUGACCCAGAAUUAACUGAUACUUACUAAGGUUUGAUAAGAUUGAUACCGACAUUAUAGAUAUUGCAUUAAACUGGUCAGUUUUAGCAAGCAUCAGUAAAUCUUUUGCAAAGCUAUUCCCAUAGUUCAUGCUGUUUGAUUGACAUAUCAUAAAGAAACAUUUUCAAAUAAAUCUUGAAACUAUA
Octopus sinensis (East Asian common octopus) is the source of this 2071-nucleotide messenger RNA. RefSeq names its product transcription factor Sox-3-B-like. Bases 435 to 1916 code for a protein of 493 amino acids. The record is from RefSeq and is a predicted model, not a curated record. NCBI's taxonomy places the organism in Eukaryota, Metazoa, Mollusca, Cephalopoda, Octopoda, Octopodidae. The transcript is spliced from 7 exons. Gene Ontology annotation, cellular component: nucleus. Gene Ontology annotation, molecular function: RNA polymerase II cis-regulatory region sequence-specific DNA binding; DNA-binding transcription factor activity, RNA polymerase II-specific. Gene Ontology annotation, biological process: cell differentiation; regulation of transcription by RNA polymerase II; anatomical structure morphogenesis.